UUGUAUCUAAGGAAACUAAAUAAAAAGAUAAAAAAUCGUCUGCAUAGGGUAAAUAAUAGCGCAAGUCUGCAACGCUUUCUGGACUCAGACAGCACCAACAGGUAAAUUGGCCACCAGGCACCAAGUAACACACUGCCACAAAACGAGCUUCGAAAUCUCCAUAGUAGUUUGUAGCGUCUACACAAAACGCGCGACUUAACCGGGUUGGCUGUGGACCACGAGCACUCCCGCAAAGGUUAAUAAUUUCUUGAAAUAGCAUGGACGAGCUAACGGAGCCGGAAAUUGUAGAAAUUGAUGAUGUUGAUCCGUUUGAAAGAAUCGAACUACCUGGAAAUGAAAAUGGGAAUGAAAAGAGAAAAUCCCUUAAAACAAACGCAAUUCUACAGCCUGAAAGCAUUGUCAUCGACCUGGACGAUGAAGAGCCGGAUAUAUUGCCAAGCAUGGGCGCGGCUGUUGCUGCCACCCCCACUGCCUCUGUUGCGACCAGCUCCAGAAAAAUGCCGAAUCCACACGAAUUCGAAAAAUAUCAGAUGCAGCAAAAGUUAAUCGCCAUGGUGCGCAGACAGCCGGCACUCUACAACAAAAGGCACAAAAGGUUUCACGAUGACACCUUCAACGACCGUAUUUGGCAGCGUAUUGCCAAAACGUUGUCAAUGGACGUCACCACAUGUCUUAGUACGUGGGCGGAGCUGCGCUUCAAGUACCAACGUCAUGUGAGACAGUUGUGGCAGUUGCAGCUGCUGGGACCACGGACGCAGCAUGCCCAGCGUGCUCGACGUCCACGUCCCACCAUGCUGCUUGAGGAGGAUUUAAUGUUUCUGUACCCGCACGUGAGCCGCUUUAAGCCGCGAAGCGAUCCCAAACGCGAUGGUAUCGAAAUUACUGAUACGGCGCCUAAAGUUCCCCCCACUGAAGCGGCUGUUGAUGUCAUCGAUCUGGAUACCUUGGAUGCCGACGAGCAGUAUUACAAACUUUCGGACGAUCUGAUUCGCUUGGUGGAAUGCGUGCGCUACUAUCCACAGCUAUACGAUCCGCUACAUAUAAACUACAAGAACUAUCGGCAUCAAGGACUCAUCUGGGGCUCCAUUUCUAACGAAAUGAAAGACAAGGCGACCAAGCUGAUGAAGUCUUGGUUGCAGCUGCAGACGCGCUACGAAUGGGAACUAAUGCAAAAACCCGGCAACACGCCGCUGCAGAAGCAUUUAGAAUUUCUGGCGCCGCACAUCAACGGCACUGCUGGCACCGUCUACAAAAUGUCAGCGUAUCUGCGAGCAAACUGGCACGAUCCCAUCGAACACUUCCGCACGGUCAUGAAUCUUAUCAAUGGACUCAAGACGCAAUCGGAUGUGUGUCAACUGACCGAUGAACUCGCGAAUGUGAAGGACAAGUCGCGGCGAUAUCAUGACAUUUGGUGGCGCAUGGGUAUCCUUGUUAACUGCUCGGCAGCGCGUUGUGAGGUAACUUGGCUGGUGAUGCGACAAUUUUACUUUCAACUGGCGGAGAUGCGCAAGGCCGGCUACCAACUGCAGGAUAAAUGGUUCUUUGAGAAUAUCAUUGGAAGUCUAUACAAGACGGUGGCACCAACAAGCGCCAACAAGCGAUCGAACAAAAUUCAUCAGCCAGAUCCAGAAAUCAGUCAGACAGUGCCGGUUUCAAAACCUGCUAGUCCGCCACGAUUACCGCUGGCAAUAGUGUAUCCGCCUGCAGUGAAGCCAACGAUUGAGCCAACGCCAAUGCCAAUCUCAGCACCUCUCCCAGCCCCAACCGUAAUCGCCGCACCAACCAUACCCACAUCUUCACCCACGUCUUCAACCAUUCAACCCGCUCCGAGCACCAGCAAUAGCCCAGCCGGCGGAUUUACCAUACCACGCAUAACAGCGGCCAUAAGCAUGGUGCCACCACCUUUGACUGGCAAAAGUGGCAAAAGCAACAUGGCGCCGACGUCGACGACUUUGCCGAAGCCAUUGACUGUACAAUUGUCGCCCAAGCCUUUGCCUGUCAACCAAAGUUUGCCGCCCAUACCGGCAACUAUACAACUGGCAAGCACAGUGCCCCCCGCGCUGCAAGUACGUCCCCAGAGGCCUAUGGUGCAGUUGACAUUAAUGCCAAAACCGCGCUUGCUCAAUUCCGUACCUUCAAUAUCGCCGUCCGCUACCAGUGGCGCCAUCAUUCGUGCCGUCAACCCUGGUAGCUUGACGCCCCUUGGCGUUACAAAGCUGGGCACGCCACUUGGUGCCAACACACUGCCUGCCUAUUCAUCACCACCUGUGCCCAAGUUGGUGCCAUUGUCGUCUAGGUUGGAGCCAAAGACUGGUAUUAACAGCACUGCCACGGUGCUGUCGUCUCCACCGCCGCUUUUGGUGCCGCCGGCGAAUCCGAUGUUGUCGAUCCCAUCCUUCGGUCUAAACGUGCCACCACCCACCACAUGCUCGCCGUCUAUUACAACGAAAGCGACAAGUUCCACUUCCUCCAAACCACAAACUGGUUUGCCCGCUUCCCGCCCUACUCCCAAUAUUAUUACGAUUCCCAAAACGUCUAUUACAUCCUCCAGCAGUAACUAUGCAAUGCCGGCCAAUCGUAAUACCAGCAAAACGCCGCACGAGUCCAGCAAAAGCAUCACCAGCUCCACCACAAACUCUUCCACCUCGGCCACUCCCAUCAUUGAACCUUCCGAAGUCACUGUGGAGCUGCUGACAAACGGUUUGCCGGCAAGUGUUAUAUCCAUCAGUGGGCCCACAUUAACGAAUUCCUUCAGUCUUACAAUGUCUCGCACAGCGGUGUUUAUACGCGAGAUUAUGAGCAUACCGUAUGUACAUUGCAAAGAUCCAGAUAUGGAGGGCAAGAGCGUCGAGUAUUGGCAUAUGAUAUCCAAGAAGUUUCACAUGCCGGAGUUCGUGUGUCGCGCCUGUUGGAAUUUUCUGGCCAACAACAUUACCUAUUUCCCGAAAAUUGCGCCCAUGUCAGAUCUAAUGCGUACCUACAAGAAUCAUGUCAAGGCAUGGGAAAAGUCACAUCGCCUGUUUAGCAAAUUUGACGAAAUCGCCCGAAAAUAUCAAUGGAUGAACUACAAGGAUCAGCUACCGCAGCUAAUCGAGCACUUUGGAAAAUAUGAACAUUUGUAUUGGGAGCUACGCAAACCACGGCCCGGUGAGCCUUUAAAGGUCCAACGCAAUUUCGACGAGAAGGAGCGUCUUGAAGUGUGGCAAUUGGCACGCGAACGUUUUCCUGACAUGAACCAUCGGGAUAUUUGGUCGAUGUUUAAGUUCGCUUUCAAAACCUAUCUGGAAGAUCUUGAACGAGGCGUUGAAAAUCCUUGGCCGCAAAAUUGGUGGCGUGCCCUGGAGAAGCUGAAAUUUCUGAUGUAUGUACGCUACCAUCCGCUGGAGCCGUACUAUUAUAUUGUGCACCAAAAAUUCAAUGAGGAGGUGACACGCUGUCAGUUGUAUGAAACGCUAAUGAGCUCUAAGUCGGAAAGUGUCACCCACAAGGGCUCGCAAAUAACCAUGAUCUUACCGUGGGAAGCGGACGAGGCGAAGCGGAUGUUAACGGGCAAGCUUUCAGUGCAAUCGUAUAAGGCGCUGAGAAAAAACGCCAAGGAGCAGUUCACGGCACAGAUCACGCAUAAUCCGGAGCUUCCGAAAAAAUCUCAAGGCAUUUUGCAGCCAGUUGUUCCAUCUAAGCCGCGUCAUGAGGGCUCUUUUAUUCAACUAAAUAAUGUAGUAUCUAAUGAGAGGGACAGCGAGGUGGAGUCUGAGUUAAAUGAGGCCUUAAACCCUAUGGUCGUCGGCAAAUCGGAAAUACCCAAUGAUUCUCUACCAUCAAUAAAUACCUUUGAGCUGACGCGAGUGAUGCGUCGCUUUCCCGAUACAUAUGACAAGGCGAGCACAGUAGAGAAACGACAAGCGUGGUUGCUUGUCUCCGGAGAGUUGCAAGCAUCAGUGACCGAGUGUCGUUUGAGUCUGCAGCACGCCCUACGCGAGUUCCGCAUCCUCAAGAUCAGAGAUCCGGCGAAUCGCUGUCGACUGAGCCAAAAGUAUUAUUCCCACAUGGCGGACAUUUAUCGGCAGGUGAAGCCGCGUGGCAAACUGCUGGUGCGCACACCUCAGGAUCUGAAUCAGAGCCUAAUUGAGCCCUCCGAAACGGUCUUUCCGGAACGUUUUGUCCCCGAGAUCAAUACAAUCACGUGCAAGCCACGCCUGGUGGUCAAAAAUUGGGCCUAUGCCGUCGCCAAUAUGACUCUGUUGGCGCAGGACGAGUUGCAGCUAACACUUACCAAAAUUUUCGACAGAUAUGCGGCGGAAGCGAGCAUCGAACCGGCAACAACAACGGGCAUACUGCUCGGAAAACGCACCAAUGGCGCUCUGGCCAAUCUGUUCGGAGAACAGUCACCUGGGAACGAGAAUGCAACUGGGGGAGAUGUGAAUAUCAAUGCUGAAAAUAUUGCCAAGCGGCCCAAAUUCGAGCUAGAAGCGUGAGAAACGCGCUCCCAAAUACUGUAUAUUACAAAUCACACUGUAUUUAUAAACAAUUACAUGUAGUUAGUGCACAUCAGCUAAAAAUUCACGUAUCCAUCGUUUCUGUUCCCUACCAAUUAACACUAAAUUGCAUCUGUAUAGGGUGCGUGUACUCUAUUGACUGCAGUUUAAAUUUCCAUUGAUGCAUCUAACUACGCCUGAACACCACAUCGCUUUCAUCUCUUAGCCAGUGUAUUUAAGCUCCUCUGUUUUAUGUUAAAGUAAGUAUAUCGUAAGAGUUCUUUCCCACAUCCCCACACACUCACACACCUGCAAUCAUUCUUUUUUUUUACUUUUAUGAUUAUUCUAACAUACAUAUAGAAUACAUUUAUCUUAAGAACAACUGUUGAAAGGCGUGAAUGAAAAUAUACGGUAUAAAGUGCCGGAGCAAAGACUCUACGAUGUACUUAUGUCCAUAUCGUAAUCCAAAGUUAGCCCCUGCAUAAAAAGUUUUAACCGACUACAGUCGAUUGAAUAUGGAACUCAAGCAACACCAACCGUUUCACCCCGAAUGUAGUGGUCAAAAAUCCUGCAACUAAAUUAUGAAGGAUUGGGUAAGACUUAUUGUAAAAACUACCAUGUGGUUACAUAUUUUUAACUUAUUUUGUAAGUUUUAAUGAUUGAAGAGUUCAUAAGGAAACAGACUAUCACUUUAAAAAGCACAUCUUAAGUGCUAUGUGAUGAUAAAGUUAUUCUGAAAGGUCGUAGUCGAAGGGUUCUCCUCUGAGGAGAAUAAGUCAGCAAUAUAGCUACCAGAAUCAGAUAUAUGAACUGUUAAAGGGGCUGAUCUGUAGGUGGUCCGAUCUGUUCUUUAUUACAAUAAUAUUCACGAGAAUCUCUGGAAUUAAAAACCAAAACUUUCCAUCUUCAAACAUGAGGAUAGUGUUAUAUAUAACAAAUGUCCGUA
Messenger RNA from Scaptodrosophila lebanonensis, 5421 nucleotides. RefSeq lists its product as uncharacterized. NCBI's taxonomy places the organism in Eukaryota, Metazoa, Arthropoda, Insecta, Diptera, Drosophilidae. Gene Ontology annotation, biological process: regulation of transcription by RNA polymerase II. The transcript has 5 exons. The coding region runs from base 258 to 4475 and encodes 1405 amino acids. Gene Ontology annotation, cellular component: nucleus; transcription regulator complex. The record is from RefSeq and is a predicted model, not a curated record.